This is a messenger RNA of Hypoxylon fragiforme, 480 nucleotides long. RefSeq lists its product as uncharacterized. NCBI's taxonomy places the organism in Eukaryota, Fungi, Ascomycota, Sordariomycetes, Xylariales, Hypoxylaceae. The coding region runs from base 1 to 480 and encodes 159 amino acids. The transcript has a single exon. The record is from RefSeq and is a predicted model, not a curated record.
AUGGAGAACCAAACCCACAACCAACAACAACAACAACAGCCCCCCCAAGAGCCCCCCCAGCCCAGCAUGCUCGGCCCCCGUCGCGCCGCGCAAAACUCCGCCUUCCGCGAAAAACUACGGCAAAUGGCCUUGCCCCUCGCGCCCCUCGUCCAACUAACGACGGGAGAAAUCCACCCGUCCUUCCCGGGGACGCUCUUAAACUUCUGGCUGCUGACGGACGCGGAGCUCGAGGCGCUCGCGCACUUCUACCACCAGCGGACGCCGUGCCGCUGGACGUUCCACUACCCGUGCCCGGUGCCGUGGGCGUCGGGGAUGCCGCUGGAGGAGAAGCGGCGGCGCAUCGGGAGGUUCAUCGGGCUCAGGGGGUGCGAGACGCCGUUGCGGGUGAAGAGCGAGGAGGAGAUACUGGAGGAGGCGAGGCUGGCGAGGGUUGCGGAGGAGGAGGCGAUCUGGAGGCGGAAGAUGCCUUGGUCGAAUUAG